CAUUGUGUUUUUGAUUGUGGCUGUGGAGGUUUGUUUAGCAACUGGCUGAGCGUUUCGCCUCAAAAUAUUAUUAUUUAACAAAGGUUAAUUGGCUACAAAAGACAAAAAAAAUGUUACAUUGACAGGAGGUAUGUCAAGCAACGAAUGUAAACGAUAACCAUCAUACAACUGAAGACAUCUGCUUUCCAUUCAGAAACUAAAAUGACUUUUAGGCGAGAACGAAAUCUUAGAGAUAUUUAUGAGGAACGGUUUCCAGCAGGAAGAGUGGGUCCAUAUCCAAGAGAAGCUCAAGGGGACAGGAGACCACCCUUCGGGCGGCCAGACGAGGACUACGGCCGUGGUUUUGAAUAUGAUGGCUCUCGGUUUUACCCAAAUGGUGCUCCUCGCAACUACCAUGGAGAGGAUCAGAGAGGUUUUCAUGGAGACAGCCAUCUCUCAUUUCCAAAUGAGAACAGGGGUGGACCACCCGGGCGAAGGCAAGAAGACUUCCCAUACUACAGAGGGCCGAGAGAGGAGCCGCAUGGUGGGCGCCAAAUGGACUUCAGACCGAGCAGUCGUGCAGGUCCUCCCCCGAAUGCUCGAGUCCUGGGUGCUCACCCUCCUCCACCCAGGUCUCUGCCUACAAUAGCCCCUGAUGCAGGAGAUGACACCCUCAUGCAGGCCAUAAUGAACCUGGACCGGGGGGAGGAGCGGGACAACUUGAGAAGAAAGGCGCCGUUCCCUCCGGUACGCGAGCGCUCUCCAGCUCGGCGGGACGUCCCCCCUUCCCCUCACAGUCGGUCGGGGUCCAGCAUAAGCAGCCGCAGCUACUCACCAGAGCGGGGCAAAGUGCAUCCUUUCCCGCCUCAGCAGGGGAAAAGUAUAGACAGUCUGCCAAACCUGUCUGCAUUUCACUUGGAGAAAUCUCAUUGGCGGGAUCUCCCACACACACAGACUCUAGAUGGAUUUGAGGAGCCGUUCGGGCCAGGCAGGGGACCGGACAGGGAAAGGCCCCCCGGCCCCUCCGUGAGUGCAUCACGAGAUGGUUCGCCCCAUAGCUCCGUAUCAGCCACUAAGGAGGACAUGACAACGGUGGAAGGGCCCACAGAUGAAGUUCCACCCACCGUAGAUGAAGCUUCCUCUGUCAUGGACGACUUUCAAGAGCGACGAGCUCAAGCUAUUGCUGCCAAGGCUCGGGAAAUUGAGAAGGUCUAUCGUCAGGACUGUGAGACGUUUGGCAUGGUGGUGAAGAUGCUGGUGGCCAAGGAACCCACCUUAGAAAAGCCCCUGCAGAACCCACUGAAAGAGAACCUGAUUGAGAUCCGUGAGCGAUGCCUUGAUGACUUGAAAAACUUCAUUGCUGAACUCGAUGAGGUGGUACGACAGCCUGAACCUGCUGUCUAAGGUGGCCCCAUUUUACUCAACCAGCAGUCCCCCC
Messenger RNA from Sinocyclocheilus rhinocerous, 1417 nucleotides. Its product is annotated as periphilin-1-like. The record is from RefSeq and is a predicted model, not a curated record. NCBI's taxonomy places the organism in Eukaryota, Metazoa, Chordata, Actinopteri, Cypriniformes, Cyprinidae. Gene Ontology annotation, cellular component: nucleoplasm. The coding region runs from base 202 to 1383 and encodes 393 amino acids. Gene Ontology annotation, biological process: protein localization to heterochromatin; negative regulation of DNA-templated transcription; negative regulation of gene expression, epigenetic. The transcript is spliced from 12 exons.